Tremella mesenterica DSM 1558 is the source of this 2793-nucleotide messenger RNA. RefSeq lists its product as uncharacterized. Gene Ontology annotation, cellular component: nucleus. Bases 1 to 2793 code for a protein of 930 amino acids. The transcript is spliced from 13 exons. Gene Ontology annotation, biological process: DNA-templated transcription. The record is from RefSeq and is a predicted model, not a curated record. Gene Ontology annotation, molecular function: DNA binding; zinc ion binding. Lineage: Eukaryota; Fungi; Basidiomycota; Tremellomycetes; Tremellales; Tremellaceae.
AUGGCACAGCGUCUCGAACAGAUCGUUUGGGUUGACGAGGAGGAUGAAGCCUCUCCAGAUCUCCAAGAGGAAUACAUCGCACUCGGCCUAUACAAUCGCGACAGCUUCCUUCGUAGAUAUGAGCUGGUCCGCUUCAGAAGUCUGCUCAGAGCCACCUUGCGCACUUCCCAUCUCGCUCUUCGACCUGUUCUCGCCGGUAAUCUCCGUCACCUCAUCGAGGGCACCGACAGCGGAGAGUUUGCGUAUUGGGUCGACUUUGACAAAAGGGUCAUGAUCAUGACCGGCUGUGGGGAGGGACGAUGGACGUUUGACCAGCUCAAGCAGGGUUACUGGGCUGCCCAAGUUGAGACCUACGAAGAGAAGGUCAAGAUUCGUCGGGAGCGCUCAAGCGGUGCAGGAAGGGAUGGCGCCAGUCAAGCGACCAAAGGCGAUUGCCCAACCCACGAAAGAUGGAGGACGCACCCGUCGGGUAUUAUGAAGAGGAGAGUGACGAGUGACCUGUUGAAGGAGGGGAACACGGGGGACAGACUGGGGACAGACCGAGAUAUGCAUGAGGUCGCGAUGGGGCAUAGAGUUGCGCUGGGGUUGGAGCGAUGCCAGGUGGUGAACGCUACAUGCUGCAUGCUGCAUGCUGCUGCUCCAAGAAAUAUCACUACUGUAACUCAAGGUGGACCCUCUAGGCAGGUGACGCUUGCCUGCCUUGUCGCCGCAGACGCAUUCGCCGAAAGGCCCGCAUGCGCGACUUGCUCUCGACUCAAGAAACAUUGCAAAUACGAUCCAGUAGUCGAGCAGAACACGGUUGCCGGCUUGCAAGCCAAGAUAGGUGGGAUCCACGCUCAUUUCUGCUCGUAUGUCAGAGCUUAUAUCUCCACAGCUCAACUCGAACAGCAACUCUCUGCCUCUCUGAGGACUACUCCGGCAAAUCAGGAUGAUCUCCUCCCUCCCCUCCCCCAAACAACACCCAACUCCGCUGCUGACGCCGCUCUUUUCGCCACCUUUACCACAGGCUUGUCCGAUUUCAGCCCUGGUCCCACGUCCGCCGGUCCGUCUAGCAUCCCUACCAUCACUCCUCAACUGCGCCAACCACCCAUGCAUUCGUCUGAAACCUUAACACUAUCACCAGCGUUCGGCAGUACGCAACAACUGACACAUAUGAGGCCCAGUGCCGCCCCGGCUCCUCUUCUCGAUUUCGAUUUCGGGCUUCUUGAUCGAGAGAUGGUGGAUCUUACCGGGGCGUUUAGCCACUCUGGCAGUGAAUGGAUGAGUAGUGGUCAUGGCCACGUCCACGACCGCAACGACCAGUUCCCCCCCUUCGUAUCCUCAGCCUUCGUGAAUGGCGACGUCAUGGGAGGAUGGUUUGACCCUACGGAUGUUCCGCAUCAUGUCAGAGACCACCUGCUUGACCUUUACUUUAGCCGGAAUGGUUUAUUUCAAGUACCCAUCGAUGGGGCUACGUUCUUCACUCGACUGACCUGGCCGCCAGCGAGACGUCCUCACCCUGCUCUCAUGUACGCCAUGUUCCUUGUGGGCGCCGGUAGCUCCACUCAGCCUUCCCUUCGGCGACUAGAGUCGACCUUCCUCGAGAUAGCAGAACAGCAGAUCAAGUCGGGAGUGAGGACCCAUGAUCGUAUCAUCGACGUCAUCCGGGGGAUGGUCAUUGUUGUCAACUUUUACUACAUCAAAGAGGAGUACAACCUAGGGUACAGCAUGGUGGGUCAAGCAGCUAGACUUGCCAUUGCGGCCGGCCUUCACCGGAUUCCAUCCUCCGUCUGGCAGCCCAAACCAAAAGUCAACCUCAUCGCAUCGUACACCCUGCGAGAAGGCCUAUACGCUGUCAGUCCCGCCGAUGAUAUCAUGACUCAUGCCUCGCGUAUCCUGACUUUCUGGAUCGUGUACGUUUUGGACGCCUGCUCUGCAAUCGCAUAUCAAUACGACCCUGUCUUCAACAUUAAUGAUGUCACGACCCCUCUACCACGGCCCUAUGACCAUUACACAUUGGGCUUGGUCUCGAUUCAAGACGAUGUUCCCAUCAGCUCCAUACUGGCCGACCCACCUACGCCUGGCAGGCCUGAUGACAACUACCACUUGAUCCGACUCAAAGCCAUGACCUUUCAACUGGAGGCUGCAAGAUUACGGCGCGUCAAACCUGAAGUUUUCAAUGAAGCUAUCAUGAGUCAAGCGAGGGGAUUGGAGAGCCGGGCGACUCAUAUGACUCACCCGGAGUCCCAUGGGCGGUUACGACAUUGCCUCGAAGUAUUUUGUGAUCAUCUCCCUCCAGCUUUUCGGUGCCCUUGGUCCCAAUGGGAUGAAGGCUCUGAGACCGCACUCCCUCGCAUGGCCAUGUCACGCCAAGCAGCCAUCAUAUCUGUGCUGAUCGGAGACGCGUACCUUCAGUUGUGGAAUGUGAAAUUACUUGAUGCUGAAAACACUCGAGCUCUCUUCGUAGCCCGCAGGCUUGUUAGUGUCAUAUGUUUGUUCACGGGUGAAAGCUUGACUUCGGGCUUUGAUCUCUUCAUCAUCACAAUAUGGAACGAAGUGGCGAUGAUUUUACUACGUGAAGUGAAGAGACUGCAGACGCUGGGAGAUCAUGCUGGCGCGGAGGUCAUCGACGCUGAUUUGGACGUUGUCAUUGACGGUCUCAAACGAUGGGCUGGUCACGCCAUUUCCAAAGAUCACGAAUCGGUCGACAUUGCAGCUGUCAACACGAAGAUGUUGGAUCGCCUGCGCCAAAUACCCCUGGACGAAUGGCGGCAGGCCUUCGAUGACGAGAUCACAGGUGGGGUACGACAGUAG